AUGUUGUUCCAACAAGUCACAUUAGCCGUCCUAGGCCUUGCUAUCGCGACCGAGGCCGGCAUCAUUACAGAUACGGGCAUUUCGCAGAUGGGGACGGUUCGCAGGCAAAACAAGAAUGCUGGUGGACAGGGCUUGGGACAGGAGAAGGGGGCAGCAGCACUUGAAGGACUUUUAUGUCUGAGUCCGGAGAACGUUCAAGAUGCUUCCAAAUUGACCGGUCAAGAGACACCUACAGCUGGCCAGUCGCCAUCGUCAGUCGACGACGGCAACUUUAUCAACUUUUGCAAGGGCUCGAUCACCACCAACGGUCUCCAAAACAAAGCCGGCUCCUGCAACGGGAUCGUCAUGGGCAAGAUCCCCUCCACGUCGAACAUGGUGUCGGGAAUCAUCACCUCGCCUAAGCCCGGGGAGAAUCUCCCAGCUGGCAAGACCUUCACCGUCUCGGUACAGACCACAGGUCUCGCAGCCGGAGUAUUCACCAACCCCGCCUCGACCUACUACUCCGCUCCUCAAGAUCUCAACGGGCUGGGCCAGAUCAUGGGACACGUGCACAUGACGAUCCAGAAUCUCGGGGACAGCCUCGCGCCGACGACCGCGCCCGACCCCGUCUCGUUUGUGUUUUUCAAGGGCAUCAACGAUGUGGGCGACGGGAACGGCCUGCUCUCUACUACGGUCACCGACGGCCUCCCGGCUGGGAACUACAGACUGUGCACCAUGAUAUCGACCGCCAACCACCAGCCGGUCCUCAUGCCAGUCGCCCAGCGCGGGGCCCAGGACGACUGCCAGAAGUUCACGGUCGGUGCGGGAGACGCCGCGCAGGGCGACAAAGAUAAUGGAGAUGCAGCCGCAAGUAAGCAUAUUAAGCGAGGCCCCCAGAGUCAACAAGCACGGAGGACUGACAGACUCGCAGGCAAACCCGCCUCCGCAGCCGGAUCGAAGGCGACUGAGGCGAGUAAGGCAGGCAAGGAUGGAAAAGGCCCGAUCCUAUCCCGUCCUCCGCUUCUGCUUCACAUCUUCGUAUUAAGGAGUCAUGUAGACAGACAGCUACAAGCUCAAUGA
Messenger RNA from Drepanopeziza brunnea f. sp. 'multigermtubi' MB_m1, 1059 nucleotides. NCBI's taxonomy places the organism in Eukaryota, Fungi, Ascomycota, Leotiomycetes, Helotiales, Drepanopezizaceae. The record is from RefSeq and is a predicted model, not a curated record.